Molecule: messenger RNA, 1581 nt
Organism: Penicilliopsis zonata CBS 506.65
Lineage: Eukaryota; Fungi; Ascomycota; Eurotiomycetes; Eurotiales; Aspergillaceae
Exons: 6
Coding region: 1-1581 (526 amino acids)
Molecular function (GO): heme binding; iron ion binding; oxidoreductase activity, acting on paired donors, with incorporation or reduction of molecular oxygen
Source: RefSeq, a predicted model, not a curated record
AUGCCUGUGAUAUUCUGGGCCAGUUUUACUGCUACCCUUGUAGUGUUAUCUAUUCUAACUAUCUUACAAAAGAAAAAAAGCCUCCGCCUUCCCCCUGGCCCCCCACGGAGGUUUAUCGUUGGGAAUUUGAAAGAUCUUCCAAAGCCAGAUCAACAAGAAUGGCACCAUUGGAUGAAACAUAAAGAGCUCUAUGGUCCUAUCAGCUCCCUCAGUGUGCUUGGAAAAUGCAUUAUCAUCCUGAACGAUUACCAGCUGGCGAUACAACUACUGGAAAAACGAUCUGUCUACCACUCAUCCCGUCCACAACAAACCUUUGCCGAUAUGUCAGGCUGGGAUAAUGUGCUUGGCUCAGUGCGAGAUCCAGUUCAACUGCGCGAUACACGCCGGUUUCUGGCCCAGGGAAUCGGGUCUAAUAAAUCCGUGUCUCGCUUCGACCAGGUUCAAAAAGCAGAGGCCGCUCGGUUCCUGAUGAGAGUCUUGAAUGCUCCAGAAAAGCUUCGUCAGCAUAUACAAAAGGAGGCCGCAGCUGUUGUACUGAAGAUUGGCUAUGGAUAUACAGUUGAACCUCAUGGUGAGGAUCCGCUUGUCAUCCUAGCUAAUAAGGCAAUGACCGAUUUUUCCUCUGCCAUGCUUCCAACGUCGUGGCCAGUGAACUUUCUGCCUUUCUUAAAAUAUAUGCCCACUUGGAUGCCUGGGUCAGAUUUUAUCCAUGUUGCUCGGCGAUAUAAAAAGACAGUCACAGCAUUCAGCGAUGUUCCUUACAACUUUGUCAAGGAACAAAUGGAAAAGCAGACGGCUGUGCCAUCAUUUCUCUCGAAUGUUCUCAGCAAAUCAUCUAUAAAGCCUGGAUCUCAGGAGGAAAUCACGAUUAAAUGGUCAGCUGGAUCGUUAUAUGCUGGAGGAGCAGAUACAACUGUUUCGUCGCUGGCGACAUUCUUCCUUGCCAUGGCUCUUUUCCCAGAAGUACAGCACAAGGCCCAGCAGGAACUCGAUACAGUGGUUGGAAACGAUAGAAUCCCAGAAUUCCAUGAUCGAGCAAGCCUUCCCUAUGUUAAUGCGGUGAUUCAAGAAGUCUUUCGCUGGCGACCCGUCGUCCCUAUAAAUGUUGCACAUGAAUCAACCGCUGAUGAUGUAUGCGAAGGAUAUGAUAUUCCCAAGGGGUCUAUCAUUCUUGCCAAUAUCUGGGCAUUUACUCGGGAUGAGAGUAUCUACCAUGACCCCAUGGCAUUCAAGCCAGAGCGGUUUCUUCCAUCUCUUAGUGGCAACCCCCCAGAACUAAAACCCUCCAUGAUAUUUGGAUUUGGCCGUCGAGUUUGUGCUGGGCGUCUUCUUGCAGAAACAAACAUGUUUCUUACUGUCGCCCAGUCACUGGCUGUGUUCGAUAUUUCAAAGCCAUUGCAGAAUGGUAAGGAAGAGGAUUUCUCGGCAAGUUGGUUGCCAGGAGUAAUCAGUCAUCCUGCCCCGUUUGAACUCUCCAUUCGUCCACGGAGUGAUAAGCAUUUGGAGAUUAUCAGAUCUUUGGAAAGGCAGUAUCCUUGGGAGAAGAGUAACGCACGGGAUAUUGGGAGUGUUGUGUUCUAG